GGGCCCCGGGGUGCUCGGCGGGGACCCGCGCCGCGGGAGCGUCAGCCAUUGCUGAAUCCUCUGUGUGACGCCCCGCCCCCUGCCCAGCAGGAUUGGGGGUUGUCUGCCGGGUGAAGGGAUUUCCGGCCUCUCUCCUGCUGUGCAGUCUGGACCCCUCCCUGCCCAGCCUGCCCUUGUCCAGGACUCUGCUUCUAGGGGUGUCCCCUGCUCAGCAGUGCUCCAAGUCCUGACCAGAGGACCGGGGGCCUUCUCUACUCCAGAGGCCUUGCUGCCGGAGGCUGGGUGGGCCAGCUCUGGGCAAUCCUUUGUACUCAGGGAACUGGAUCCCAGGGCCCAGAGGACACCCCAGCUUCCGGGGGUGGGGAGAGGUCACACACCCUGAGACAUCUGGGAACUGGCCCUGCUUGGGCCAAAGCUGUUGCAUUAAAGCUUGUGCUGUACCCGGCUCAUCUCUAUGGCUUUACGUCAGCGUGCGAGUUACAGCUUAGAGCACCAUUGAGACAAACCCUUUCCCACAGACUCCCGCCCACUGCCAGGGAGACUGGCGAGCAGAGGGGGCAUCGUGGGGCUGGGGACCCACACCCACUCCAGCACGCCUGGUGUCUCGGCGCAGGUCCACAGACCACUGUUUGGAUCAGGGCCCAGGCUUCCAUCUCUCUGAGAUCGCAGCUGCAUUUGCGUAAGCCCGUUACAGAUCACUCCCUGCACCCAGGGGCCACUGCCCCCAGAGCCCCCUUGGGAAACCACAUGAGAAGCCCAGCUGUGGCCCAAAGCCCCCAUCAUUUCAAGGCCGCAGUUGCCCCUGAAGACACCUUUCUGGGAGCUGGCACGGAGAACACGGGCCAUGGUUUCCGGGCCCUUCUGUGGUCUGGUCCCCAAUGCUCUAAUACGUGUCCUGAGCGAGCCCAGCCCAGCUGAGCUGUCCACGCACCACCAGUCCAGCAGGGCAGGGCUGCAAAGUCACAUUGAUUGUCCUCUGUCAGGCAUCCGCUGUCCAUGUCCGCCAUCACGCCACAACCGGCAUACCCCAGGGCGGGGAGAGCGUGGGCUCCAGGGACAGAGAACUAGCGGUGACUGGGUUGAGGCCAGAUGGAGGAGCCUCUGGCCUUGUGCUGGGAGCAUGGGGCACUUGGCCCCAUCUGUGUCUCCUAAGGUCCGGUGGAGCAGCAGGGGGUGGACUGGGCUGUGUCUGCCCAGAGCCUGCUCUUCCCUCUAGGACCAUGCGUGACCCCCGGGGCCCAGGCCCUCCCUGCCCACGACCCCAAGCCCAUAGCUGGCACCCUACAUGCAGAGGCCACGUGCCCACUCCCCGCUGAGCAGGAUGGCCCUGGCGCUGUGCAGGUGGGGUGGGCUAUCCCCACAGAGCCUGCUGUGGGACUCUGGACAUCAGUAGUCCUAUAAUGGAACCUGAUGCCCCAGAUUUUAAUAGGAGUGUUUUUGUAAAGACAGAAAACUGGGAAGUUUUAUUAGUUCCUUGAACAGAACUCAGACCCGUGGGACCCCUCCAGGCUCCUGCUGGCCCCAGGUAUCAGGGCCACGCCCGGCAGCCUGUGUUCCAGGGGGCGCAUCGGGUUGGCGACUGCAGGCCGGCCGCAGGAGAUGGCCCCAGGGGCGUCUGCGCUGCUGCUGCUGCCGCUGCUGCUGUCCCUGCCUGGACCCCCGCCCUGCGCCGCUGGCUGCCCGGCUGCCUGCCGCUGCUACAGCGCUGCAGUGGAGUGCGGCGCCCUGCAGCUGCGCGCCGUGCCUCCUGGGAUCCCGCCCGGGACGCAGACGCUGUUCCUGCAGGACAACAGCAUCGCGCGCCUGGAACCGGGCGUCCUGGCCCCGCUGGCCGCCCUGCGCCGGCUCUACUUGCACAACAACAGCCUGCGCGCCCUGGAGCCAGGCACCUUCCGCGCGCAGCCCCGCCUGCAGGAGCUGGCGCUCACGGGGAACCGGCUGCGGGGCCUGCGCGCCGGUGCCUUCGCAGGCCUGGCCCAGCUGCGCGUGCUCUACCUGGCUGGGAACCAGCUGGUGCGGCUGCUGGAUUUCACCUUCCUGCACCUGCCGCGACUGCAAGAGCUGCACCUGCAGGAAAACAGCAUUGAGCUGCUGGAGGACCAGGCACUAGCCGGGCUCUCCUCGCUGGCGCUGCUGGACCUCAGUGGCAACCAGCUGGGCACCAUCAGCCUCGAGGCCUUGCAGCCCCUGGCCAGCCUGCAGGUCCUGCGCCUCACAGAGAACCCCUGGCGCUGCGACUGCGCCCUGAACUGGCUGGGAGCCUGGGUCAGGGCAGGUGGCCAGCGGCUGCUCAGCUCCAGGGACAAGAAAAUCAUGUGUGCCGAGCCUCCUCGCCUGGCGCGCCAGAGCCUCCUGGACGUGCCGGCCAGCAGCCUCAUCUGCAUCCCACCCUCCGUGCACGUGGAGCCGCUGGAGAUGACCGUCCGCCCGGGGGAGGACCUGCGGGUGGCCUGCCAGGCAUCUGGCUACCCGCAGCCCCUGGUAACCUGGAGGAAGGUGGCCCGGCCUCACGAGGGACCGCGGAGGGCGCCAGUCUCGCCAGCGGGCAGGGCCCCGGGCCCCAGCGGGCAGGGCGCCCCUGACACGGGCAGCGGCAUGCUGUUCCUCAGCAAUGUCACCCUGGCCCACGCCGGCAGGUACGAGUGCGAGGCCUCAAAUGCAGGCGGUGCCGCGCGCGCCCCCUUCCAGCUCCUGGUGAACCUGUCCCGGCUGCCGCCGCUCCCACCACCCCCUGCCACCGGCCCCGUCAGCCACGCGCCACUGCCCGAGGCGGGCAGCAUGGCCUUCCGCGCCCUGGGCCUGGCCACGCAGACCGCCAUCGCCGCGGCCAUCGCGCUCCUGGCGCUCACGGCGCUGCUGCUGGCGGCCAUGAUCUGCCGGCGACGUCGCCGGCGGAAAAAGGUGCCGGGGCCGCCCGGGGAGGGCGCGCUGUUCGUCAACGACUACUCGGAUGGGCCCUGCAGCUUUGCGCAGCUGGAGGAGCUCCGCGGCGAGCGCGGCCACGAGAUGUUCGUCAUCGACCGCUCCAAGCCGCUCUUCGGGGGCGCUGCCGAGGCGCAGGGGCUCCAGCCGCCGCACGCCGCCUACGAGAUCCACUGCUGAGGGAGGGCGGGGACGCGGGCGUGUGCCCACAGAGGGGCGGCUCGGUCA
Messenger RNA from Talpa occidentalis (Iberian mole), 3150 nucleotides. RefSeq names its product leucine rich repeat containing 24 (gene LRRC24). Gene Ontology annotation, molecular function: protein binding. The record is from RefSeq and is a predicted model, not a curated record. Bases 1600 to 3102 code for a protein of 500 amino acids. Lineage: Eukaryota; Metazoa; Chordata; Mammalia; Eulipotyphla; Talpidae. The transcript has 5 exons.